Molecule: messenger RNA, 1643 nt
Organism: Tinamus guttatus (white-throated tinamou)
Lineage: Eukaryota; Metazoa; Chordata; Aves; Tinamiformes; Tinamidae
Source: RefSeq, a predicted model, not a curated record
UUACAGGAACGGGAAGUCAAAUGUGUUGAAGAUGUUUUGAAACUUAUUGAAAUAGGCAACAGCUGCAGGACAUCUGGUCAGACUUCUGCAAAUGCGCACUCAUCUCGAAGCCAUGCAGUGUUUCAGAUUAUUCUGCGAAGGAAAGGGAAAUUGCAUGGUAAAUUUUCUCUGAUUGAUUUGGCUGGAAAUGAAAGAGGAGCAGACACUUCCAGUGCAGAUAGGCAGACGCGGCUGGAAGGUGCUGAAAUAAACAAGAGCCUUUUAGCGCUCAAGGAGUGCAUUAGAGCCUUAGGCCGAAAUAAACCUCAUACACCCUUCAGAGCAAGUAAACUUACUCAGGUGCUAAGAGAUUCAUUCAUAGGAGAGAACUCCCGUACCUGUAUGAUUGCUACAAUUUCUCCAGGAAUGGCAUCAUGUCAAAACACCCUAAAUACAUUGAGAUACGCAAAUAGGAAUGGAAAAUACUAUUGUCUAUAAGUAAAGGAAUUUGGAAUUAGUCCUUCGGACAUUCCCUUCUCACAGGGUAGUGGCAGUCGCUCUGAUCUCUCUCCUUCUUAUGAGUAUGACGACUUUUCUCCUUCAAUCACCAGAGUGAAGGAACUGACAGUUGAUCCUAGUGCAGCCGGAGAUGUCCGUCCAGUUAUACACCAUGCUCCAAAUCAGAUGGAUGACUUAGAGACACAGUGGGGUGUAGGAAGCUCUCCUCAGAGGGAUGAUCUCAAACUGCUUUGUGAACAAAAUGAAGAGGAAGUUUCUCCACAGUUGUUUAGUUUCCAUGAAGCUGUGUCACAGAUGGUAGAAAUGGAGGAGCAAGUUGUUGAAGAUCACAGAGCUGUCUUUCAGGAAUCUAUUAGAUGGUUGGAAGAUGAAAAAGCUCUUCUUGAGAUGACAGAAGAAGUAGACUAUGAUGUGGAUUCUUAUGCUACCCAACUUGAAGCAAUUCUAGAGCAAAAAAUUGAAAUUCUGACUGAACUUCGAGAUAAAGUGAAAUCUUUCCGGGCAGCCCUACAAGAGGAGGAACAGGCCAGUAAACAGAUCACUCUGAAAACACCACGUGCCCUUUGAAAUGGGCCUUUGCUGCUAAAGGAAUCGACGAACACGUACUGCUGUAGCACACAUUUGUUGCAAAACCCAGUGGCCGGAAGAACUCAACUACUUGAAAGUGAAAAACUUUAGAAAUGUCUGUGGAAAUGUCCUGUUUCUUAUUCACCUGAGUGACAUUUUCAGUUUUGUGUGAAAUGCUCCUAUGAUGUCUACAAAAUGCUUCUAGACCAGACGGCACAACCAUGCAGGGUUCAGAUCUGUGAAGCACUUUGUUUCAAAUAUUUCAUUUAUUCAACUAGUGAAUUUUAUGUUUUGGAAAUAUUUGCCAUGUUUUUAAUAAUGAAGUAAAACUGUGGCCAUUAAAAAUGCCACAGCAUUUCCUUUCAACUAUGUUCAGUUUUGUUACAAAGCUGUGCAGUUUUAAAUUGUGUUUGCGUGCAUGCACACCUCGCUAGUGGUUGUACAUAACUUCUCUUCUGCAGACAGCUGUGCUCACCUCAUCCCAUUCUGUGCCUUGAUGAAGGCUAGUUAAACCCUAGACAUCCUCUUUACGAAGCACAGCCUUAAUAAACAACAUUCCUUAUUUGUCAAUGUAAAUU